AUGUCGAUCCUCCCGGCAGACACGCACAGCGCACUGAGCCAGCUGCUGCAGGGUCUUCAAGCAGCCGAUAACAAUAUCAGAAGCCAGGCUGAGGAGCGCCUUUCGACAGAAUGGGCUCAAUCGAAGCCUGACGUGCUGCUCAUGGGCCUGGUUGAGCAGAUUCAAAUGGCCGACUCCCCUACCGCCCAAUCCUUUGCCGCCGUCCUGUUCCGUCGCAUGUCAUCGCGCACUUCCAAGGACUCUGCUGGCUCCUCGCGCGAGAUGUUCCUCACCCUACAAAAGCCCCAGCGAGAUGCUAUCCGUACUCUCUUGCUACAAGGCAUGGCCGCACCUUCAGUCGUCGCCCAACCUUCGCUUCGUAACAAGGUCGGUGAUGCUGUGGCCGAGAUCGCUAGACAAUACACCGACGAGGACGUCUACAACGAUGACGGCACCAAAGACACAUGGUCCGACCUCUUAGCCGCUUUGUUCCAGGCCAGCCAAUCUCCUGAUGCUGGUCAGCGCGAGACGGCUUUCAGAAUCUUCGCUACUACCCCUGGAAUCAUCGAGAAGCAGCACGAGGAAGUCGUCUUGAGCUCUUUCACCAAGGGCUUCAAAGACGAUGAUGUCGCCGUCCGACUGGCUGCCAUGGACGCAUUCGCAUCUUUUUUCCAUUCCAUCAACAAGAAAUCUCAAGUCAAGUACUACCCCUUGAUUUCUGAGAUCCUCAACAUCCUCCCUCCGCUCAAGGAUUCUUCCAACUCGGAUGAUCUUACCAAAGCUUUGGUUGCCAUGAUCGACCUCGCCGAAGCCGCCCCUAAGAUGUUCAAGCCGUUAUUCAAUGAGCUCGUCAAGUUCAGUAUCACCGUUAUCCAGGACAAGGACCUUGAUGACAAGGCUAGACAGAACGCUUUGGAGCUCAUGGCCACUUUCGCCGACUACAGCCCUCAGAUGUGCCGCAAGGAUCCCAAUUACACCCCCGACAUGGUCACCCAGUGCCUGUCCCUUAUGACUGAUGUUGGCGUCGACGAUGACGAUGCCGAGGACUGGUGCACCACAGAGGAUUUGGACCUGGACGAGGCUGACAUGAACCACGUCGCGGGUGAGCAGACCAUGGAUCGUCUGGCCAACAAGUUGGGAGGUCAAGCCAUCCUUCCUCCCACCUUCCAGUGGCUGCCCCGUAUGAUUGAGUCGGGUUCGUGGAGAGACCGCCAUGCUGCUCUCAUGGCAAUCUCGGCCAUCUCCGAAGGCUGCCAGGAACUCAUGGAGAGCGAACUCCAGCAGGUUCUCGAUCUUGUCCUUCCCAGACUCAGCGACCCCCACCCUCGUGUCAGAUGGGCUGCCUGCAACGCAUUGGGCCAGAUGAGCACCGAUUUCAAGGGUAUCAUGCAGACCAACUUUCACCAAAUCGUUCUCCCUGCCCUGGUCGAGUCCCUCAAAUCCGAUCAGCCUCGCGUCGCAUCCCACGCUGCCGCUGCGCUUGUCAACUUCUGCGAGGAAGCCGAGCGUGAGAUCCUAACACCCUACCUGGACGGCCUUUUCACAAACCUAUUCAACCUCCUGCGCAACACCAAGACUCGCUACGUCCAGGAACAAGCUUUGUCAACCAUCGCCACUGUUGCCGAUUCCGCCGAAGCUGCAUUUGCCAAAUACUACAGCGACCUGAUGCCUCUUCUUUUCAACGUCUUGCAGACCGACCAGUCCAAGGAGAAUCGCUUGCUCAGAGCCAAGGCUAUGGAGUGCGCCACUCUGAUCGCACUCGCAGUCGGCAAGGAGCGUAUGGGCAAUGAUGCGCUCCAGCUUGUCCAGAUUCUUGGUAGCAUUCAGCAAAGUAUCACUGAUUCCGAUGACCCUCAAGCUUCAUAUCUGCUGCACUGUUGGGGCCGUAUGUGCCGUAUCUUGGGCUCAGACUUCCUUCCGUACCUGCCUGCCGUUAUGCCUCCGCUAUUGGAGCUGGCCAAGGCUAAGGCCGACAUCCAGCUGCUUGAUGACGAAGACAACCUCGAGCAGGAAGAAGGAUGGGAGCUUGUACCUCUCAAGGGCAAGUAUAUUGGCAUCAAGACUAGUACCCUCGAUGACAAGCACAUGGCUAUUGAGCUCAUCGUCGUCUAUGCUCAGCACUUGGCCGCUAGUUUCGAAAACUACGUCCUUGAUAUCAUGGAGAACAUUGCCAUCCCUGGUCUUGCCUUCUUCUUCCACGAUCCCGUCCGCCAGGCCGCUGCGAAAUGUGUGCCUCAACUCCUUAACUGCUACAAGCUCGCCCACGGGCUCCAAUCACCACAAUUCCGUCAACUCUGGACAACCACCAUCGCCAAGGUUCUUGAGGUCCUCGAGACCGAGCCAGCUAUCGAGACUCUGGCUGAAAUGUACCAAUGCUUCUACGAGUCAGUCGAGGUCUGCGGCAACGGCUGUUUGAGCCCAGACCAUAUGGCAGUCUUCAUCAACUCGGCGGAGGGCGUGCUGAAGGACUACCAAACUCGUGUCAACGAACGACUCGAGGAAGCCAACGAGCGUGAGGAUGGCGAGGAGGCCAGUGAAGAGACUCUCUUCGCCAUCGAGGACGACCAAACCCUGCUCUCCGAUAUGAAUAAAGCCUUCCACACCCUCUUCAAGCAUCACGGCACUACUUUCCUACCCUUCUGGCAAAAGCUGAUGCCCUACCUCGACCAAGCACUCGUGAACCAGGAUCCCACACAAAGACAAUGGGCACUGUGCAUCAUGGAUGACGUUCUGGAGUUCUGCGGUCCCGAUUCAUGGGCAUUCGAGAGCCACAUUGUGCAACCCUUGGUGGACGGUAUGCAAGACGACGUGCCUGCUAACAGACAAGCUGCAACAUACGGAGCUGGUGUCGCCGCACACAAGGGCGGUGCACCAUGGUCAGACUUUGCUAAUGCUAGCUUGCCGCUUCUCUUCCAGGCAACCCAAAGACCGGAUGCCCGUACUGGCGACCAUGUGUUUGCAACCGAGAAUGCUUGCGCCAGUAUCGCCAAGAUUCUCCACUUCAACAGCACCAAGGUCACCAACAGUCAACAAGUUGUCGAGGCUUGGAUAGGAACACUGCCUGUUGUCAACGACGAAGAGGCCGCUCCCUUUGCCUACGCUUUCUUGGCACAGCUUAUCGACCAACAAAACCCAGCAGUCAUCCAGCAAGCAGCUCGUUGUUUCCACUUUGUUGCGCUGGCUCUGGAGGCCGAAACCUUGCAAGGUAGAACCGCACAACAAGUUGUGCAGUCAGCAAAGACUCUUGUCACCAUGGCAUCCUUGGACGCCAACCAGCUUCUAGCCGAGAUGUCGCCAGAGGUCCAGCAUGCAGUUCGCGCCUUCUUUGGUUAG
Aureobasidium namibiae CBS 147.97 is the source of this 3312-nucleotide messenger RNA. RefSeq names its product importin subunit beta-3. The record is from RefSeq and is a predicted model, not a curated record. Gene Ontology annotation, biological process: protein import into nucleus. The coding region runs from base 1 to 3312 and encodes 1103 amino acids. NCBI's taxonomy places the organism in Eukaryota, Fungi, Ascomycota, Dothideomycetes, Dothideales, Saccotheciaceae. Gene Ontology annotation, molecular function: nuclear import signal receptor activity. The transcript has 4 exons. Gene Ontology annotation, cellular component: cytoplasm; nucleus.